CCACCACGCCCCCAGCGUGGAUACCGACAGCUCCAGUGAGCGCAGAGCACAAUACUGUCACUUUACAUGGGUAUGGACUUUUCUGCCACGAUGGGGACUUUUUACAUUCAACCUACUCAAGUUUACCUGAGCGUCUUUGUCUGAACAGUAGCGAGCAGUCAAGUGCGGCGCGUGAACGGUUCGUAUCUCCGCGUGCUUUUAUUCAGGAUGUCAGGUUUAUUGAGAAGCCGGUAACGAUACAAAGUGAGUUUGCUGAAUGUUCAGCUUCACACAAAAGGGAUCGACGACGGACUCGAGCGAUUUAGACAAGUGUCACUUCGCUUUUGAAUGUCAUAAAGAACCAUCGGGGGCACUUUUAUUUUGCGUGUUUGACAAAAUGGAACAUUUAGCAGCAGAGUGCCUUGUGUCCAUGUCCAGCCGCGCAGUUGUGCACGAUCCUAAAGGGAACAAGGAGAUUCGACCCGAACCCGCGGCUGCACCCAGGACCGGAGACGAGACCAAGGAAGCGCUGGUGAAGGACAACUCUUCCCUUUUCGUCGUGGCCCGAAUUCUGGCGGAUUUCAAUCAGCAGAGCCCGACUAAUUUCGCCGAGCAGGCAAAAACAAAAGAAGAGAGCAUGCCACCAAGCCCACCGCGAGAGGAUGGAAAUUCUGCCACACCUACCGCCGUCCCUGCCGAUCCUGCCCUUAAACAAAGAGGCAAGCGAUGGAAGGCUCGCGCUGAGCAGGAGUCCCCGCAGAAAAGGCACAAAUGCCACUAUUCGGGCUGCGAAAAAGUUUAUGGCAAAUCGUCACAUCUCAAAGCCCACCUAAGGACACAUACAGGAGAACGGCCCUUCCCGUGCACCUGGCCUGACUGCAGUAAGAAGUUUGCCCGCUCGGACGAGCUGGCACGCCAUUACCGCACACACACGGGAGAGAAGAAGUUUGGCUGCCCGCUGUGCGACAAGCGCUUCAUGCGCAGCGACCACCUGAUGAAGCAUGCUCGCCGCCAUUCCGACUUCCAGCCAGACAUGCUAAAGAGGCAGCAAGGAGGCAGCAGCACGCUGAACGCCACGAGCAGCACACGGCCCGGAUCGCUGAGCGACUACAGCCGUUCGGAUGCCUCCAGCCCCACGCUCAGCCCCACGCUCAGCCCAGCCAACUCGCCUUAAACCCACCUGCACUUUCCGCCCUCUGCCCCCUGCAGCUCAGUGCUGAAUAUUUUUUUUUAAUUUUUUUUUUUGGUUUGUUUUUUUUUAAACUCAAGUUGUUUUCUGUCAAAAGUAGUGAUGUUGCACACUUGUUAGCCGCCACCUCUCUUUGCUAAUCCUUUUUGCUUGCUGUGGUGUACUCUACUGUACAUAACUGCUUCCUGUAAUGCAUUUUUUUUUCCCUAAACAACUUCAAAAAAGAGUAAAAGUCGAAAAAAGAGAAGAAAAAUGCCUUUCCUAAAUGGCAAUAUUUACAUGAUGUACCAUAUGUUUGUAUUUUUAUAGCCUCUGGCAAAAGCCAGUUUCCAUUGUAUUUUUUUUCUCUCUUUUGAUCAAAUCUCUUCAAGUGAACAAAAAUUUACACAGAAUUAACAGGUAUAAUAUUUUUUUCUUCCUUUUUCUCUCGUUUUCUUUCGUUUUUAAUUUAUGACGGGUUAGGGGGAGUGGCGCACACACACACCUCAGGAUUCUAGACAGUUGUUUUUCUUUCCUUCUCCUUUAAUAUUCACACUGACUGCACAAUACAAGCAUCACUUUACUCUGAAAUUCAACAGGGGUUGAAUUUUAUGCCCUGCUCAGGGAUGGCCUUGUUAGCUUGAAAGAAUGAACAUGAAGAGAAAACAUACAUAAAGCAGCCUUACACUCAACAACAACAAAAAAAAAAUUGCACUCUUCCUUUUGUCUUUUUUUUUAGUGGAUUUCACAUCAGGUGAAACUAGUACUAGGUUUAACAGUCAUUAAAAACUCAAUAAGACGUGGUACCCCAGAAUAGGGACUAAAAUGGAGUGGAAGUCAUUGUGUAUGGAGACUGGAAGUAACUCUUUUCAUUUUUUUUACAUUGCUAUCUCUAAGACUUUUUUUGGGGGGGGGGAUCUUGGGAUAUGUCCUUUUUUUAAAGGGCUGUGUUAUAGUGGCAUGUUUCUUUUUUUUUCCUUCUUUAAAUAUUUCACUUGUUCAAAUCUGCAUGAAGAAAAAUAAUGAACAUCAGAUUUCACCCACUAUGAACAUAUACCCGUGUGUGGUCAUAUAACACAGUAAGACAGAUUUUUAUUUUUUAAACAUUACACUUCACUGCACACGUUUGUGGCACAAUUCUGGUGGGUCCUCAUGUCCUUAGGCCGUUAUUGAUUUCAUAGAUUUGUGUGUGUGCCACAUUUCAGGGCAGAGCUUUGUUCACACAGUAAAGACAGAUAUAGGUCAUUUACACACACGCAAGUGUGAACUGUCGAGAUGAAAAAUCAGACUUAAGCCACGAAACUUGUGGUGUUAAUGUCGCUAAAGAAAAUCCCUACAUUGUGUGAAUGUAGGUGUUAAAACUGCCAUUACAUGUACCACCUUCCCAAUGAGGAGAAUAGAUCCCACUGGCCUGAACCAAAUCCCCUGAAACGUGGAGGAUAAAGUUUCAAAGCAGCAGCACUGCACCAUAAAGACUGCACAUGCAUCAGCUUCAGGUUUUUUCCGUAACAGUACAGGUUUAUUACACAUAACAAGGGGACUUUGAUUCUUUCCAUUUGUGUGUGUGUGUUUUUUUUCUUUAUUUAAUUUUUUUUAAGAAAGCACAAAACAGGAAACCACCAAAGACUGGAAGGUGUGAAGUUGAGAAUAGGAACGCUUUUCUGCCUGUGGUAUCCAGCGCUGGGGGAAGGGAGAUGCAUUGGCAGUCUCAGGUAAUGACAGAUGCCUCGGCCAUGUGACCUUGCCCACCUUACUGACUGCCACCUGCCGCUUAGGAAACGACUGUGUUUAAAAUCAGUCUAGUGAUAGCAUACUGGAAAGGGAAAGCAAUAGCAGUACCCACAACAUGCUUCAUUCACUGCUUUAAAAAAAAAAAAAAAAGAGGCAGCCAUUGAGAGGACAGAUGAAGUACUCGAGGAUAUCCCCCAGGGUCUUUGUUCUGGCACACUGAAUGCAGCCUGGACGACUGCAGGUCUUCAGAGAGCAGAAAGCUGGAAACUGGGCUGGGUUGCUGGUGCAGUAAUGGGAGACUACAGCGUGCAUAAAGAAAAGCAGCUAUCUGGAUAAGGCAGGAAAGAAAGAGCCGACCCCGAGGGAGCCUGAUAAAGACAUGGGCUUUAUCAUAAGUCGAACAGUUCAGCAGAGGAGACAGCUAGUUAGCACUACCCUCUCUGGCUUUUGGACUGUAACGCAGCUCUCCACUCCUAAGCAUGCUGCCCCUUUUCCUGCCCACCCACUAAGUGCUAACGGAAGAAGGAGCAUCCUGUCAUCUAUCACACAUGGCACAUGGCACAGGGUGGUGGAUCUUCUCUAAUCAAAAGCCAUCGAAAUUUGAGGACAUUGUAAGGAUUUCACAAGUAAGGAAGUUGAGCCAAGGAGUAAAGGACCCAUGAACAAUAGGAAUGCUGGUAUCAAUAAAAAUUUUAAGCAUAUCCUGUCAGAUCUGGAGUUCUGAAUCUUUGGAGAAGAAAAGGAAGCUAAAUUUACAGUUUUUCCCCCAGUGCUAAGCCCUUCCAGGCUUUACUCAGACACAUCUUUCUUUUUUCUUUGCACAGCUGCCUUAAAGACAGUUGUAUAGAUCAGAGUCACAAGAUAAGACGAGCAGCACGCAGCUGUAAGACUGUGGACUUUUUGGACUUUUCGUUCUUUGAGUAUCCAGACCUCUACACAGACUUCUUUACUGUCGCAGAGACACUGAUCGAAACAGUCAGUGUUACUGCUAAACACAUUACCUCAAUAUACCAUUACAGCAGCUGCUUUCAAACUUGAUCCUCAUUAAACAAGGGGCAUUAGACUCAUGAAAUAUUGUUGCUAACAAAUCCAUGCAGUUACACAUACAUAUCAUUAAACAAACAGCAGUUUACCGUCCUUCGCCUGCUAAAGCUUGAGAGGAUGAUGGCCCUGUAUGAGAAAGUGGUCUUAUGUUUCGCAUACUUUUUCUCAUCACUCAAGCCACAAGCGUAAAAAAAAAACAAACAAAAAAAAACCCUGCCAUGAGGCACCCUGUCAAAACUAUUUUGGCACUUUGUCUCACACACAUAUAUUUACACUCUGAUGCACAUGCACAUUCAUCCAUCUCGCACUUGUCAAGUCAUUGUCACCUGCACUAGGUUGUCGUCUCAGUCGUCAUGCACAUGCUUAUUUGCUUUGAAUCUUAAUACCUUGUGGAGGGAGAUGGGAGAUGGGAGAGGAUUGGGGCACUGUGGCACUACCCAGCUGGGGAUGCCAUAUUCCUGGACUGUAGGAGCAGAUGAAGGCCUGUGAAUAGCAUUCCUUGUCUCCACUCUUCACCCUCCCUUUCCCAGUCUUUCCCCUCCCUUCCCUUCCCUUCCCUUCCCUCAGGGCCUCACAGCCAGAGUCUUUCAAAACAGCACACAUAAUCAAAGCUUUCUCUCUUCUCUCGCUCUCUCUAUAAAGAAAAUACCCGUAACAAAAUGAAACAGCAUUACGCAUGCAAUACUGCUGCAGCAAGACAACACAUAAUGCAUUUUCACUAUUAGGUCAUUUUAAACAGACUCCAGAGAUUUUGGAAUCAAAGUGCCAUCCAAUUCCACUCUGUUAUAGCUAACGCUGGAACACUAAUUUAGUAAGUACUAAUUAGCUAAAUGCCCUCUCGGCGCAGCUGUCAUCAACCGACCCCAAAGAGGAGAUAAUAACACCUUUCCAUUCAUAUUGCUGACAUAUGCUGACCAGAAGCUUUUACUCACACCACCAAAGAGCCGCAUGUUGCAGUAGAGAGGAAGCGCUGUAGGUCAUCUCUGUGUUCUCUUCACCGGUGGUCAGAAAACACAGUGGUUCUCCAGUAGCAUGUUCAAACACCACUCAGGACCAUGUCUGGUCUUUAAAUUGGUCUCACCAUCUUGGGUCAUGGUGAGAUAUAAUGUAAUGAUUACACUUUUUUUUUUUUUCCCAGUCUCUGGCACUCACUUUGGUUACCUAUAACAGGUCAGUGUGAGACGUCAAAAAAAGAUGCAUUCUCUUUCGCUUCUUGUAGUCACUGUACUGAAACGACUUGAAUCAGAAAUGAGACCAUUGAACAUAGAUUGUGGCAUGUUUAGGGUAAAUCUGCUCUCUCCUUGGCUUACAGUUCAAUUUUACAUGUGAUUUAUAUGUAUUCACCUGGCUUGGUUUGUUUGUAAUAUAUAUUUUCGUGUUGUGUUAUUAUUAUUAUUAUUAUUAUUAUUAUUUCCUUUUUCUGAAUGAAAACAUAUUUAGUUUCUGAUAACUGUUGUUUUUGUUUUACAUUUUUUAUCUCAGUUUUUAAAGCCUUGAGCAAGACAAGCACCAAGAGGUAACUCUUUAUGCAGAGACACUGAAUUUUUGUUAUACACAGGAUAUAGAUUUUUUUUUUUCCUUUACAAGUUGUGGAGAGAAGUGAGAGAAAGGGUUGAAGUUAACUUUUCUAAGGCUAAUAUUUUCUUCUUUAAUGCCUUGCACAUAAUUGAUAUAAUUAGCUUCGUUUUCAAAUGACACAUAACCAUAGAGACCAUAGCAUUGUGAAUAGGUAGUGUAGUCCCAUGCUAUUAUUGUUAUUAUUAUCAUUAUUAUUAUUGUUACAUUUUUUUCAUUCUCUCCUUGAUUAUAGAUGACCAUUUUGUUACACAUCAUGUUAUCAUUUUUUUCCAAACUUGUACUUUUCAAAACGACUCAGAAGGUUAUGAAGUAUGAAGUAUUUUGUCAUUAGAUUGGCAAAACUGAAAUAAUGGGCCAACCAUGAUGUCAACAUUGUCUGAUUUAUUAAUAUCUAUUAAUUCAAACUGUUAAGUUGUAAAAGAAAAUACCUAAAUGUUUCACAAAGUCCUUUAAUGUGAAUCAUAAAUCUCAUUUAAUUAUUAACUUACCCCAAUUUAGCAUAAAUUAAUUUCUAUUUUCUGUUGCUAGAAUUAUACUAAUCAAUUUUAGUGGAUUUUAAUUUUGGGAAAUGUGACUAAUAUUGUUUGAAUAGCACAUUAGCUUUGAUGAGUGCCAAAGGCAUUAAAGUAGCAAUUCCAGGAGAAACCCUUAGAAAAUUAAUGCAUAUUCCAUAAUAGGUGACAUUAACUAAAUAACCUUGUACAGUUUUCUAUGAGUGAUGUGUUUUUAAAGUACGUGUACAGGACUGAAUGAUGUGUGUUUUUAAGUUUAGCUGUUUGUUUUUUUCUUUUGGUGUGACAUUUAUGUAGCUUUAUGUUGUUUUUUUCUCUGAUUAUAUUGCUUUCUUAAUUUUUCUGUCUACAAUCUGAUGCUGUACAAUUUUGAACAUACAUAGUUUAAUAGUCUAAACUCUUGGACGCUAUUAUUGUUAUAUUAAUCAGAAGUGAAAGCCCAACCAUUCCAAAGGAUUGCAAUUUCAUUUGCUGUAAAUGUGCUGCUUAUAUCAAACCAAUGCAUAGAAGCUAAAUUACUUUUAUGUAUUUAUUUUAUGUUCAGUUUUGGACUGUGAUAUACUUUAAUGAACUUUUACUAUAUACUUUACUAUACAUUUGUGACUAGUUAUUUUGGGUACUUACAUAUUGCUCAUAUUUUAUUUUCCUGCUGUUUUGACAAUGCGCUUGUACUAUAUUUGAUGGUGCCUACUGGACAAAAUAGACACAACCAUUCAUGUUGGGACAGGAUAAGCAGUAAAACCUGGGCCUCUCAUAAAAGGGAUUUUGCAAGCCUGUUUGCUUGGCAGGUGUGCAUAUUAUUUUGUAGCCAUUCCCAUGAGACGUGAAAGACAUGUAAAACAGGGGCUAGCCCAGUGGAACUGUUGCAUGGAACAUGGGCCAAAGUGGUACAAAGCAUCUGCCACUUGAGCCAUCAAGCGAAUUAACCCACACUGUACAAUUAAUUGAAGUUCAGCACUGGGUUCCUGUAACUAGAGCCUCACUGGAUUGUCACCAAAGACGUCUAGAGUGGAUGAACGUAUGAUGUUUGCAUUUAUGUUAGCUGGAAUUCAGGCUGCCAUUUCACAAAGCACAUUAGAGUGCUUUCAGCUGAAAGGAAAAAAAAAAUGUUUAUCCUUCAAAUCAUAUGACUCAUUGGGUUAUUCCCAAAUGAGUCUGCCAGGAAGUUCAGGAAACAAAAGAGACCCUUUGAGGAACAAACAAAGCCAUGGUAAACUAAAUAGCUCGCUCUGUGUGUUAAUUGUCCUAGUAACACAUAUCUGUUAAACAUUAUGUAGGCUGUUUGCCCAUUUUUGCUUAUUGGAUCUUCUAAAGCUGAAAUGAAUGGCGUCCACAGGUAGAAUAGCACUGUGCUUGCGCAGGUUGUUUUUUUUGUCCGAAUAACCCAUGUUUGGCCGUGAAAUGCCUCUCAGUAAUUGUGUGGCCUGGGAGGGAAAAAACCCCGACAUCAAGUGUGAGCACAUUUUAGGAAUUACUGGAAACAUCCUUCAAAUUGAAAUGUAAAUGUUUACCAGGGAAAAAACAUGGCUUUGUUGUUGUUCGCAUUAUGUUGCUAAUCCCACAAAAUAUGUAAAAUAUGGGGGAUUAAGCUAUGUAUUUUCACUGUACGUUAAGACCUGCAGAAUGCGAUCAUGUUCUUACUAUUGGUCAUUUGUCAAUUUUGGUCAUCUCAUAUUUUGCGUGGUCAGACUUGACUAGCCUUUUAGAACCAGUGGCGUCAGCAGGGACGAGGCUGCUGUGGUAGCAGCUGUUAAUGAGGACGCAUGACUGGAUUACUGUAUGAGGCUCAAACUCAGAAGCACCCUUCUCUUUGUUCCCUUUUUUAUAUGGUGCACUCUAUAUGGUAAACUUACUCUAUGAGGCCCAACAUUUAUGAUGUUUGACACGGACUGGACUGUCUUCAAAUCAUUUUCUUUUGCUUUAAGGCAUCUCAUUUUGUUCUUUCUAUAUGGGACGAUUCGCUUGACGUUGGUGACAUUCAAUGGCCUUCAUGGAUUAUACUUUGUGCGUUUGCACGCCAAUGAUGCACAUUUUUUGUACCAACUUGUCAAUCUCCAAUCAUAAAAUGAACAAAUACAGAUGUUGUAUUAAGAAUUUUUGGGAGGUUGUAGACGCUACAGGCUGUCCUCUAGGCUUUAUGUGUAUACUUGGCUUGCCUUCCUGAUGUAUGUAUUAGUCUUUAUUUUCUAUCACCAUACAAUGCCUGUUCCUGUGACUCCGGCGCAGCUAUACAGCGCUUCGUACAAAAUAACUCAUAUUUCAACUAUGGCCAGUUUCUCUCUUCAUGACCUCAUUCAAAACCUGCCAUUCAUUACCAUUUUUUCUUCUUUUAUUUUCUUUAAUCAACCAAAUCACUACAGUGAAGUAUUACAGUUGUACAGUUCCAUGAAUUAUACCAACGCUUAAUGUUGCUGGUCAUGGUUUCUCUGCUGUAUCUUUUUAUGACAUUAUUUUUUACAUUCUAGACAAUAUAUUGUGACUCUGUCCUAUGCAAAUAUGAGAAUUAACAAGAAUUUGUCAAAUAAUGUUUGUGUCAACUUGUAUGCAUGAAAUAGUGAAGUUUACAUUUGAAAAUAAAUGCAUAAAUAAUCAGC
This is a messenger RNA of Clarias gariepinus (North African catfish), 8606 nucleotides long. RefSeq names its product Kruppel-like factor 13 (gene klf13). Gene Ontology annotation, biological process: regulation of transcription by RNA polymerase II. Gene Ontology annotation, molecular function: RNA polymerase II cis-regulatory region sequence-specific DNA binding; DNA-binding transcription factor activity, RNA polymerase II-specific. The record is from RefSeq and is a predicted model, not a curated record. The coding region runs from base 257 to 1153 and encodes 298 amino acids. The transcript has 2 exons. Lineage: Eukaryota; Metazoa; Chordata; Actinopteri; Siluriformes; Clariidae.